Messenger RNA from Cokeromyces recurvatus, 3917 nucleotides. RefSeq lists its product as uncharacterized. The record is from RefSeq and is a predicted model, not a curated record. Gene Ontology annotation, cellular component: Lid2 complex. Gene Ontology annotation, biological process: histone catabolic process. The coding region runs from base 231 to 3794 and encodes 1187 amino acids. Gene Ontology annotation, molecular function: zinc ion binding; ubiquitin-protein transferase activity; chromatin binding. NCBI's taxonomy places the organism in Eukaryota, Fungi, Mucoromycota, Mucoromycetes, Mucorales, Mucoraceae. The transcript is spliced from 12 exons.
UUUUUUUUUUCUUCUUUAUACAUGCUCCUUUUGUAAGCUUUAUAUCACUACUAUUAUAACUGUUUACAUCUCAUUCAUAUCUAUUUAUUACAUUUAAACGUUCUUUUUUAUCCUUGAACGGUGCGUCUAUUAUUUUAUCUUUCUUUUUUUUUUUCCCUUAAAAAAAAGAGCUACUCUUCUUUUCAUUUAUAUUCUUUAAAACUAACUUUUGUUCUUUGACAACUACUAUCAUGUCUUCUGAUAUUGUACCUUCUCAUAAUAUUACUCAUAUUUCAUUGCCUGACGGUAGCAUCGUUAACAUCAAUGACUAUGUUUACUUUGCUCCUGAGCAUCUUGGUGAACCCUAUUACAUUGGCCGUAUUAUGGUGUUUUGCACUUCUACUAAACGUAAAGGCUUACAAGCACGCAUUGCAUGGUUUAACCGUCCCAAGGAUGUCAUCAAUCGGAAUUCAGCCGAUCGCUGUCUUUUAGUAGCUACCAUGCACUCCGAUGUCAAUCCUGUUUCUGCCAUUCGUGGUAAAUGCAAUGUGGUUCAUAAACAAUAUAUCCCCAAGGAAGAGUUAGAAAAUUAUCGCCAAGGCGAAGAUAAUUUUUAUUAUACUCAACUUUAUGACCGUUACAUUCAGCGUGUAUAUGAUAUCCUUCCUACUGAAGCCGUCCAAAAUGUGCCUAUGGAGACUCUUAAAGUUCUAAGAGAACGCUUUGAAUUCAUUGUUGUUGAACAAGGUAAGGUUGCUGAUCUUACUGUAGCAAGAAGAACUUGUUGUGUCUGCCAAGAGUGGUGUGAAAGUGCCAUUUCUGUAAGAUGUACGGUAUGCCAUAAAAGCUAUCAUAUGGCAUGUCUAAAUCCUCCUUUAACUCGUAAACCUUCAAAGGGGUUCGCUUGGCAAUGCGCCUUUUGUACUCGUCAAGAGCUUUUAAGAUUAUCUCUUGAUGAUAAUGAUGAUACCACUGCUAAUUUGCCUCAAGUAUCAUCAGCAAAUACUACGUCACUUCAUCUUGAUGUGAGUGCUAAAACAGCUAAUGACAAACAAAGCAAACAUAUUACCAGACAAACAAGGUCUACGCGUUCUCAAAUAGUGAAACAAAAGCAACAACUUCAACAACGACCCUUGCCUAUCCAAAUUAAUUCUUCUGAAGCUUCUUUUUCAUCAUCUACUACUAAAAACCCUGCUACUGUGUCGGAGUCUCAUAGCAACGAUAGUAAUUGCAGCAGCAUUAAAUUAAAAAUUAAUUUGAAAAAAAAUAGAAAUUUUAAAGAUCGUGUACUAAAAAUGACACACAUGUGGCCUUUCCGUUAUUUUGGUGUAAAUACAGAUGUUAAAGAUGUACUUGAUGUAGAUGAUCGUAUUUAUCCUAGAGCCAAGAGUAGAAUGGGUCCAAAAUAUCAAGCAGCAGUACCAGAUUUUAUUGAAUGUUCUUCUUCCCUUGUGCGUUCUUUAUCCCCCAAUGGAGUUGGCUCAUGUAACACUAAAUUAAAUAUAUCCAAUGACAAAAAGAGAAAGUCAUCUGAUCUUGAUACUUGUGAAUCCUCAUCUCCUUUAAGCGAUAUUCGUUCCUGCAAUAUCGCUUCUUCCGGUCAUACGAAUGACAAUCCUAAUAAAAAAUAUAAAAAGUCAUUAGAUAGAAAAGGAAAAUCUACCUCACCACUUAGUCAAAAGAAAUCAGGAACUGCAAGUCCAGUCAACUUAUCUAGAAGUGAAUUACUUGAAAAAUCUCUUAUACCUAUAAGAGGCACAGAUGAAACAUUAUGUUCUGCUUUUAAUCCUAAUUUUAUUGAUUCAGAAAAGUUGGACACGUAUUUAUCUUUAGUUAAAGAACUAAAUAAUUUACCCUUACCUUGUUAUAGUUCUGAUAUGAUGGAUAAAGCUCUUUCUAUACUUGUUGAUGCAAACUACAAUAUCAAAGUCGCUUUAGAGACUAUGAAGACAAUUACAAAAGAUGAUUUUAAACAUCUUGUUCACUGGAGUAAAAAAGAAAUGGAUGCCUUUGAACAGAGUAUUCGUGAACAUGGCCAUGACUUGAAUUGUGCCAAGGCAAGCGUUCAAACAAAAGAUAUGGCUGAUAUUGUAAGAUUUUUCUACAAAUGGAAGAAAACAGAUCGAUAUGAACCUGUCUAUUCAGAAUGGACAAAGAUUUUUAAGCCAUUAAAAAAAUUUAAAAAUUAUUCAUCAGACAAUAACGAAGACGUUUCUAAGGAUAAUGAAGAGCAUUCUGAAACAGUCACCGAUGAGGAAGAAGAAGAAGAAAAAGAAAAAGAAAUAAUUAUUGAUCAAACCGUUGUUCCAAAAUCAACCUAUGCCACAUCAUCGUAUCAUUGUAUGAAUUGUCAUACAAAGUCUUCCAAAAUAUGGAGAAGGUCUCCUUCAGAUUUUGAUCGCAAACAAAAAGUAUUUACAAAAGUACUCUGUAAUGAUUGUGGUAUUUACUGGCUGAAAUAUGCACGAACCAAGCCAAUUGAUCCUAAAGAGCGUUUAGCUAAUGCUACUAUGUCUUAUAAUAAACAGACAUCCAUCUCAGUUGCAAGUAAAUCUGGAAAGCCUAUUGCAUCUCAUCCUACUACAAUCUCUAGUAGCCCCUCUAAGAAUAUAGAUACCAAUGUAAAUAAUAAAAAACGUAAAAAUCCUGCUGAUCAUGUUCAACAAAAGCCAAACGUUAAAAGGCGUAAAGAAGAGAGAGCUGAUAUUGAAGAAAAUGCCAAGCUCGAACAUUUACCUUGUCAAAUUUGCUCUAGUUCUGAUUCUCCUGAACUCCUUUAUACCUGUCGUAAUUGCGGAUUAAUAAUACAUAGUGAUUGUUAUGGUAUCCAGGAGAAUAAAGAGUCGUUUGAUUGGUUAUGUGAUCCAUGUAGCAAUCAAUAUCAUCCAAUUUCUUCAUACAAUUAUGAAUGUGUACUAUGUCAUCAUGGUGCUACUAGCCAGCAACCUUUAAAACGUACCUCUGGAUACUAUUGGGCUCAUGUUCAAUGCGCAGCUUUUAUUCCAGAGAUCAAGUUUAUCUCUACUACCCUUAUGUCACCUGUAGAGUAUAUUGGUUGUGUGAAUAAGUCUCGUAUGGAAGCCAAGUGUUGGUUAUGUAAUCAAGAGAAUGGCGCUUGUGUACCUUGCUCGGAAUGUAAAAAGACAGUACAUAUACAAUGUGCAAUAGAAAAUAAUUUCAAACUUGCAUUUGAAAUUGUCCCAAUCAGUAGCAAAUCAUCCAUGAAUUGUCCAGUUAUUUCAGAUGGUUUAUUUACUAUUAACAAUAUGCCAUCACCAUCUGGAUUAAUGGUUCCACAAGUAUGGUGUCCACAUCAUAAUCUAUCAAGUAAAAGACUUAUUGACCUUAGUACUCGAACCAAUAAUAGUAGUAAAAAGUCUUCAUUAAAAACAUUUAUUGAGAUAUAUAAAGGUGUGUCAAAUAAAACUACUCCAGCAAUGAGACGUUGGUGUGCAGCUAAGCACUUUACUACUUCAAAGAAAACCCAUCAUCCCAAGAUUCCAAAUUCAAAAGAAGCAGUUAUGGAAUCUUUUAAUAUGGAUGAUAAAGUACUAUCAUUUGUUUGUUUAUCUUCAGCAAAUACAAGUAAAAGCAAUAAGAACAAGUUGACAGAGGCAUCUUCAAUAUCCAGCAGCAACUCAAUAGGAACAAAGCUUAAAAAUGGAAAAAAAGUGCGUAUCUCUCGUGUCUGUUCAACAGAAGGUUGUCAAGUAGAGCAUACGGCCAUUUGGUGGGAUCAUCCCGAAAAGAAAGAUCAAAAAAUUUGUCAUAAAUGUCAUCAAUCAUUGAAGGAAGCUGGUUCUUCUUCUGCAUAAUAUCAUUUCACUUUACAGUCAACAAUGACUGUUAUUUAAUUAUUUAAACCAUGAUUCUACAUAACCUUUAUGUAAUAUUAUAGUUAAUACUAAAUAAUUGUUCAAUAAAUUAUCUGUUCACUC